Mercenaria mercenaria is the source of this 9577-nucleotide messenger RNA. Its product is annotated as tyrosine-protein kinase SRK2-like. The transcript is spliced from 12 exons. Gene Ontology annotation, biological process: cell differentiation; innate immune response; cell surface receptor protein tyrosine kinase signaling pathway. Lineage: Eukaryota; Metazoa; Mollusca; Bivalvia; Venerida; Veneridae. Gene Ontology annotation, molecular function: ATP binding; signaling receptor binding; non-membrane spanning protein tyrosine kinase activity. Gene Ontology annotation, cellular component: extrinsic component of cytoplasmic side of plasma membrane. The record is from RefSeq and is a predicted model, not a curated record. The coding region runs from base 41 to 1591 and encodes 516 amino acids.
GUUGUGACGUAAUGCGAGAGUGAUAUCGGUUGCUUAAAAGAUGGAUUUUUCUCAAGUUACAGAUCCGGAAUAUCUACAUGGUGAUGACGAGGGACAGGAGUCAGAUUACGAAAUGAGAAGCGAAGAAUAUGUACCAAUGAAAAAUCCGGAAUAUCUACAUGGCGAUGACGAGGGACAGGAGUCAGAUCACAAACUGGGAAACGAAGAAUAUGUACCAAAAAAAGAUGCCCUUAUAGUACGUGCCUUGUAUGACUUUGAUGCAAUCAAAGAUGACGAUCUAAGCUUCAGAAAGGGAGAUAAGUUAAAAGUGGAUGAGAAAAGCAGUCAAAACUCGGAUUGGUGGGUAGCUCGACAUCUGACCACGGGAGAGAAUGGCUACAUCCCAAGAAACUAUGUCACUAAGGAUGAUAACACCCCACAGUCUCAAGAUUGGUGGUUUAAUGUAGGCAGGAAGGAAGCAGAUAAACAGUUACUGUUGCCUGGCAACCCUACAGGAACUUUUCUCGUGAGAGAGGCCUUAGGUCUUGCCGCAUUUGCGUUGUCUGUGCGAGAUUGUAAUCAAAGGACACAUGUUGCGUUUGUCAACCAUUACGUAAUACACAGGUUAGAAAAUGGAGGAUUCUACAUCAAUCCAAAGAGAACUUUUGACAACAUGUUUGAUCUGAUCUUUCACUACAGAUAUGCAGCUGAUGAACUAUGCUGUAAGCUGGAGAUUCCAUGCCCAAAAAUUCGACCUCUUGUACAGUUCACGGAGUUUGAAGUAUCAAGGGAGUCGGUGAAACUUCUGAAGAAACUUGAAAAUGGUUGUUUUCGAGAUGUUUUCGCUGGUAAUUGGUGUUAUACAGUAGACGUGGCUGUGAAAACGUUGAAGCAAGGUCAGAUGACGGCGGACCAUUUUCUGGCCGAGGCGAAGCUCAUGCAUCAUUUAAGACAUAAUAAACUUGUACAGCUUAUGGCAGUGUGUACAAAAUCAGAACCUAUCUGGAUUAUAACUGAGCUCAUGAUUAAUGGGGCCCUACUAGAUUAUUUACACAAAGAUGUGGGCAAAACUCUCGGCUUCAAUUCACUAGCUCACAUGGCUGGCCAGAUAGCUGACGGUAUGGCGUAUCUAGGGACAGAGAACAUUGUACAUAGAAAUCUGAAAGCUGCUAGUAUUUUGGUGGGCGAUCACAACGAAGUGAAAGUGGCAGGGUUUGGUCUUGCAAAGUUCAUGCAGGAAGAUAUUUAUGAGGCUAAUGAAAAUACAAAGUUCCCUAUAAAAUGGACAGCGCCAGAGGCGGCAUUUGACAGAAAAUUCAGCAUAAAAUCAGAUGUGUGGUCAUACGGUGUGUUGUUGUAUGAACUAAUUACUUUUGGAAAAGUUCCCUACCCUGGUAUGAAUGGCCAUGAGACACUGAAUCGUGUAAAUGAAGGAUUCCGAAUGCAGAAACCAAUUGGAGGACCAGUGCUUUGUCCUGACCCUUAUUAUGAUAUCAUGUUGAAAUGUUGUAACAGGGCAGCAGGCAGAAGACCUUCAUUCGCUUAUCUCAAAGAUUUCUUCAACAACUACAUGGUGAAUAUAAAUAGAGUGUACUGGGCUAUGGACAACUGAUCAUCUGUGUUAGCACUCAUAAGAAAAUAGGGAUGGUCGUUACCUGGAGAGCUUUAACAUCAGUUUUCUUACUUCUGCUAAACCGGAGCUACAUUUGCAAGUUGCAUUUGUACUUGAAACAUCAAUUUUGUUUAAAGGUGGUUAAUCAAAUUUUGGUUAAGUAAUGGAUUUGUUCAAAACUUAAUUAACUGAUCAUGUCCACUAAUUUGUGUUCAUAGUGCUCUCAAUACACAUCAAAUUUAUACUGGAAGUAUUUCUUAAGUUUGAUUUCCCUAUCCUAGUUGCCCAGUUAUUUUAUAAAUUAAAUAAACAUACUUUGCCCAAGAGGUAACUUGAAUAUAAGCACUACUCUAUUAAAGGUGUUUAAGAUUUCCUUUGUAAAGGAUACAUUUUUUGCCAAAUUUAAUUGAAAAUGCAAGUUUAUAAAUGUGUUAUUACCUCCCUUUUUCCAUCUCGUUUGCGAAACCAAGAUAAAUUGAAAAGAGAUUAAUUCCUAUAUAGAGAUCUAACUAAAUGCAAUGUUGAUUUUUUAUUCCUUAAAUAAAUCUGUGGCUGAAUAUAUGAAAACUGAAAAAUGUCAUAAACUGUUGCUCAGAUGUGAUUGACCACCCUUAAAUUACUAGAAUAGCCUAAACCUUUAAAAAGAUAAAGUCUUGCAAGUACUGAUUUGAAAGUGAAAAGUAUAGAAUUAAGAACGAAAAAUGUCAUUACAUUAUGUUACUGUUUUUAUCCUUAAAAAUAUAUUUUUAUACACAAAAUUUGUACUCGCAUAUUCAGAAGUAGUAUUUGUGAUUUGUUGUAGAUAUACUCUUAUCACCUAUACUAAAUGUGCAAAUCUUCUUCACUGCAGAUUCUCAUUCGGUUGUUAAGGUUCAGCACAUUAUUAUCUUAAUGUUUGUUGAAAACAUAUGUGUUUGUCAUCAAAAUGUGCAUUCAAUCAUUAUGAAUAGCGAGAAAUCUGUUCGUUCCCAUUACUUUAUCUCUUUGAUACAAUCUAAAAUUUAGCAGAACAGUGGCCUUGUUACACGAUAGUGUUUCUCUUUAUGCAACAAAAUUCUUUACCAAACUUUCAAAAAUCAUUUAAGUGGUUAAGACAACUGGAAGUGAUAAAAAUAUCAGAAAACAAGUAAUUGCUCAAUGUUAGUAUAUUUGCAAUGCGUAACAAACUUUGUUAAUUUAGUAGAAUCCAAACAGUAGAGAUGGUAACUACCAAACUAAAUCCAAGGGGGGCAGCUCUAAAUUGAUAAAAAAACUGAAGCCAACAUAAAACAUUGGACAAAAGGGAAAGAAAAAUCAGAUAGGUUUUAUUUCCAACAACUGAUCAGGCAGACAAAAUAUGACCUACAUUUGUAUAAAUCUCAUUGUGUUCAAUAUAGAACAUGUACACUUUUCUUAUGGCUUACACUGACAGUUAUUUUAUAAGUUGUAGUUAGGCCCUGAAAGAAAGUUUAGUAGUGCAUGAAGAUAAUGUAAAAUAAUGCAUAAAUUUCUUUAAAGAAAAUCUAUGAAAUUAAGAAAUGUUAUUAAGUUCAUAUCUUUGAGUCAAAGUUAUUUAUUGUUCUCAAUAGUGAUACAUUGGUUUACACAAAAUUUAUACAGUGCAACAUUAUAGAGCAACACCCUUUGGAUGAUACUAAUAUUGACUGUUAUGUAGAGGUUGUUGUUCUGAGGAGGUAAAAUUGAUAGUAUAUUUCAACUUAGGGAAAUUUUGAUGAUGUUGUUAUAGAGAGGUUUUCGCUUAAGAGAGGGCCGCUCUGCAGAGGUUGAACUGUAUAUUAUAAUGUAAAAUUUAUAUAUCCAACAAUGAGAAAUAACAAAUAAAAGUUAAAUUGGUAUCACUUUUGUGUAACAAAGCAGCUAGAUUGCGUAUAUUUAUCACUUCAAUGAAUCAUUUUGAAAGUGUUUCUUUCGAAGAGUUUCUCUUAAAGAUGUACAAGCGAAUUUUUUCUUACGUUAAGAAUUUUUUCAUACCCUGUGAGCUUGAAGAACAUUAGUUUCUAAGACAAACAAGAGCGGAAAAAACAUAGGUCACCGAACUCGUUUUAAUUUUAUAGGGUUUUUUCUUCAGCCACUGUUUACGCAUUUCUGAAAUUUUGUAAAAUUGAAAAAAUUUUGGUACUUUAUAAAACAUAUAAUAUCCUACUUAUUCUUAUAGAGAUUUCAGGUCUUGCAGGUUAAUAUGAAUAUAUGGUGAUGUCAGUAUUAUAUAAGCAUAAAUGUCACUAACAGAUCUCUUUAAUUUUUACAUGUUGACAUAAUUACCCCACCCACUUUAUUUUCAAUGGAAAAAACGUAUUUAGAUCUUCAAAAAAAGAUUUUCAAAAUAUUUUGCAGCAUUAAUGACACACAAAAAUGCUUCGAAAUUGAAAGAAAAGGAGUUGGGAUCACCGUGCAUCUAAGAGAUUUAUUAAGAAAAAACUGUUAAAAAGUGGUGAAUUUUGAUAUUUUUUGUUCUUUUUGUUUUAAUUUAUAUUUUCUAAAUAAUAAAAAGUGCUAUCUUGAAAACUUUUAUUUCAUUCAUAGCUUAACAUUACAUUUAUCAGUCAGAAAAAUAUCAAAACCAAACCUGAUCUACUUUAAUAGAUAUUUGAAAUUACCUACCCCUACCCCAUUGUAAAUAUUGCGUCAAUUUUAGGCAAAUGCCAGCCAAAAAUAAGGGUGAAAAUAUUUUUUCCGCAAAAAGCAUAAUAUAUUUGGUUAAAUGGUACAUUAUUAGCCAUAUUUUAAAUAUUUAGCAUUAAUUUUUGACAAAACUUUUGUUAGAAAGCAAUAUUCGAAGAAACAUUUUUCAAAAUGGUGGAUAUCCUGAAAAAAAACGCUCGUACAUCCUUAAGUUCAGGAGUAUUUUGCUUCAAAUAAUGUAACACAAAAAUUCAUUGUCAUCGAAUAUAAUUACAAUGUUUUAAGGUAAUGGUUGUAAUUACAAUAUUUGAAGGUAGCUGAUAGGUAAUGACUCUAUGUAAUGUAUUUUAAGCAAUUUAACAUUCUCUGGAUGGAACUAUCAUGAUCAUUGCUUUCCUUAAAAAAUGAAUAAAUGCUGAAAAAGCAUAUGGAGUUUACUCAAUGUGAUGAUCUUAGAUACAGGUCAUCUACCUUAAACAAGCUAUAAGGUGUUUUAUUUAUUGUUUUUAACAAAGUAAGCGGGUAACUUCAGAUAUCAACAUUAAUUUACAACUAAAACUGUUUACACAAAAAGGUUUUUGUUGGGGCCUCUCAUUUACAAUUAUAUCAGCAAUUAUCACCUGAAUUGAGUGCAUUUAUGAGUGGAAAAUAUUGAUGGUAAAAUGGUCUAGGGGUUUGUUAACAUUAUAAAAUCUUUAAUAACUUCUUUUAAAUUUAUGUAAUGGUUUUGGUAAGCUUAUAAUAAAGAGCAUGUCAUUCUCUUUCACUCAGAUUUUUUUAAGCGUUUUAGACUCUUGGCUAGUCUUGGAAUUUGACUUUAUAAAAAGACAAAAUGCAGUUCAGUAUAGGCUCUUUCAAAGUGUUGAAAGUAGACUAAACUUACACUAUACUCUAUUGAAUUUAUUUAGUUGUGGAUACUAUUGCUACAGACUAUAAUUUGGGAAAUCCUAAAAUCAUUGAAAAACGGUCAAUACAAGAGUUCAUUUUGCUUCAGAUAUUUUGAAAAAGUCAUUUUUUAAAUAUCAAAUAUUUCUAUUUUUACAUGGAGUAGAGGAAAACCAUAAAUAUAUUUAGAAAAUUGGUGUACUUAGCUAUCAUUCACUCUGAAAAAAUAUGUAAAGAUGAAUUUGAAUUUUUUAGGUACUAUCUCUACAAACAGGUCAUCUAUUGAUAUAAAAUAAUUCAUUCUUUCCUUCGGUUGAAUAAGAAAGUUCAUUCUUCAACCCUAGGUGGUGUUAGAAAAUGUUGUUUAUAAAAGUAAAUAAUGCAAGAAUGCGUAAAGGUCAACAAGUUGGUACUACAUUAUUGAAGUACUAAGUGCGUAACAGUGCCAUAAUUUUGCUAGGAGGUCGUGAGAGGUGGUUGCAUUCUUUACUUCCAAAGAAUCUUUUAUCAACUAUAUUAACUACCACAUCAGUAAUUUUUUUUUGCUGUGCGGCCGCUGUAAAAUGACUCCCCGUACUUUAAUUAAGUAUUGAUAUAUUUUCUUUUCUUCUGGAAGCAUGGAGUCCAUUCAACAUGUAUGUUAUAGACUUCCGCUUUAAAGCCGAUACUAGAGGCGUGAGAGGUAUUGCACAUUUCAUUACCUCUCAUGAACAGUAUUCCUUUUGGAUGCAUUCUUUGCUUCCAAAGGGCCUUUUUACAGAUUUUUUAAAUGUUAUGAAAUAGUUGUUUGCUUGGAAUCUUCUAACAGUCGAAUCUAGUAUAAUGUUUUUACAUACCUUACUUUGAAUCAUAACAAAACUAUAAAGGGAAAAAUUCUGUAACUCAGGCCAGCUACCAGUGUCAGGCACAGUAACCCUGAAGGAUAUACAAUGUAUAACGUUUGAUGUCAUUUUACCCCGUGUCAUCGCGAAAAAAAUAACAUCGAUAUUUUAUAUGAUUAACUGAUCCAAACAGUCAGGUAGUCAUUGCUAUGUUUAGGUAUAAUAUAAUAAAACAGCUCAAUAAAUGGCAUUGUUGUACCUUAAUUGGUUAUUUGCACUCUUAAACCUUUAGUCAUGCUAAUGACCACUACUUCAGGCCUGCCGUUACCGUUUGAGAAGUGUAUAGGACAUGAUAUCCCCAUAUAUCUCUAUUUCAUAUUUUCAUUUAGAAGACUGGUUAACCAUAUUAUGUCAUGUCAUUGUAGAUAUUUUUUCAAAAAAUCAUCGCUUCGAAAAAAUAUUUGAAAGUUUCUUUAUGGCUGAUUCAUCGAGAAUUGUUGUUGGUAUAUAAGAUAUCACAGUUGGUAUACAGGAAUAUACUUUAUAUACUUUUCUUCUGCGGUCUCACAGCUUUCCUUAGUUUAAAACAAAAAUAGAAAAAUAGAAUAACAGUUAAUGCAUAUAUUCUUUACUGAAAUCUAUCACCAGCAUCUCGGACCAUUUUUCACGAAGGUUUAGGUCAACUAUUAUGAUACAUACACAGAUUAUUCCAUGUGGCAUUCACAGGGGACCAUGAAUUUCCAUAGCCUAUUUUAUGUCUUGAUAAAGAAAAAUUAUCAAACUAGAUGCUUUUACAACAGUUUUAUUAUAUAUUUCAUUUGUGCUUUAGUGAUUUUUAAAUGUAUUUUCUAUACGCAGUCAGUGUUGCUGUCACUGUUUACCUGUGUGAAACAAAUUUAUCUGUACUCUUAACUUUAUUACAUCUGAUAAUUAUGUCUCCCCUAUAGGUGGGGGACAUAUUGUUUUUGCCUUCGCCGUCUGUACGGACGUCCGUCCGUCCGUCCGUCCGUCUUCCCGUUCGUCCGUCUGUCCAUCCAUCCACAUUAACCUUGUCCGGUUUUCACAGGUCAAACUGCUGGCUUUCGACGAAACUUCACACUAUCAGUACCAAGCCCAUUUGUGCAUUUUGCCGGCACGUUCCGCACCACCGGAGCUAAAAAUUAAAAAAAUAUUGUCCGGCGUUCACAGGUCAAACUACUGCCACGAAACUUCACAGGAUUGAUCAGAACCAAUCAUAGGUGUGCAUAUCACAGACACGUUCGGCUUCGCUGCACUAAAUAUCCGCCAGAGCUUAAGGUACACCUAUAGGUGGGAGACAUAUGUUUUUGUGACAAAAACACCUUCUGUUUCAUUAUAUAUAUUUUACUGUUCCAGUGUUUUUAUAUCUCCUAACUUUGAACAUUUCAAACCUUAUGUAUGUUUGUCCUCUUUGUCAUUUUUGUAAAGACUACAAAAUUUGUAUACAACAAACCAUGAAGUAAGAUUUAUUAUGAAAAUAAAUAGAAAUAGCAUCAAUGUUUAGUAAUGAUUUAACAGGAGUUCAUGUGCAAAAUGUUCCUUAUUCUCCUCUAGCGUUCUCAUAGAUUCUAUGUAUACCUUGACAUGUAAUUUCUUGAAAGUUCAGUGAGUAAUAAUUUUUCAUAAUAUGAAAAUGUUUCAGCAGUUAAAACAUGAUUUGAUAAAGUGAUCAUUUUUUUUUAGACUUUCGACAUUUAUUCAUCAUGUUUCUUUCAGUUGAUUUAAAUAGUACUGAAAAGAAGACAUGAGAAACAGCACAUCAUUGUACAGGAUAUCUUUUUAUAUUUUUUUCCUGUAAAAUGGUAUGUUUUAAUGUUGGUGAAUUUGUAAGUAAUGGCAAAAUUCUGUCAAAAGAUACUGAGCAUCUUGAAUGUAUUGUUUUAAUCACUGGCACCAGAACAGAAAGAAAAUGCAACUGUGUAUGUUAUACCCUACCCAUAGGUAUACUGUAAGAACCAUGGUCAUGAACGGGAAAGUGCACUAACCCAUUUCAGUCGUACAUUUCUUACCUAAAACGAUCGGUGAAUGGGUACCAAUCAUAUUGAACAAGCGGUAAGUCAUCUUCCGUCGUGCACCAAUUACGUUGUCUCAAUAUUUCAUAUUGCAGAUAUACUCUACAUAUUUUAUGCUUUCGUCAACGUUACAGAAAAAAAACUUGCGUGAACUUCCCUAAUGAACUUCCGGUCUAGAGGUCACAGCAGUGUGCGCAUAUUGGGCGAAAUGUUAACUAAAGAAAACAGAAUGCAAAAUAUUCAGUUUUACAAUAAAAUUUGAAAUGAUGAAUGAAAUUCCUUUUAGAAAUGUUUUUUGAAUUUGAAGUCAUACAUUGGUAUACAUCUGUACUGUUUAUUUAAUUCGUAUUGCACAUAUGCUGAAUAUAGACAGCGUACAUGUGUUGUUUAACGACGACUGACAUACAUUUUCACAUUAACCUUUCGGGAUAGUUUUGUAAUCUAGACCGGGACUUCACCAUGGAAAUUCAACAAAGUUUUUUUCUGCAACGUUGAAAAAACUAUAAACUAUGCGUUGUUUCUCUAAGAUAAGAAAUAUCGAAGAAACGUGACCAGUACACAAUGUUUAAUAUCCAUAGUACACAUUUACCGAACUGUGGGUUUUAGGCAUGAAAUGUAUAGUAUAUUUUCCCGUUCAUGACCAUGGUUCUUAUAGUAUUUAUUAUAUAGUAUACCUAGUGUUACGGUAUUACAUGUACACUUGUAUUUUCUGUUUGUUCUAGUACCAGUGGUUUAAAUGGGAUAAUUGAUUUUUAAGUGUUCAUUAUAAAUGAAAUUGUAUACAUAUGAUGUACUGUGACUCUGGAAUGGCUUCAUCGCAACAUUUUAGUCAGAAAUUGGAAAUCAACAAUUAGUAAUGUUUCGGAAGUCCGGUAUAGCUCAGAGACAUAUUGUUUGUCACUUCUUCUGUCUGGUAUAUUCACCAGACAAUAAGUAAAGUGUUGUUUGAUUAAAAUCGGGUAUUAUGUUGAAAAAUCUAAAAACGUUUUCCUUCAUGUGUAUAGACAGAUUAUAAGUACAUAUGGAAGGAAUAAAUUCAGUGUUGCAUUGCAGUGUUUAAGACUUUGAAAAUAUUGUUUAUAUCAUAUUGGAUAGGUUCACAAUGUUGGUCUGUUACACCUUUCUUUUUCACGCUUGUCCGACCAUAUAUCUCAUACAGUACCCUGAAGUUAAUGUAUACACUUACACAUGUCCUUUUAAAAAAUGUAAGUCACUUUACACAAAGUGUUACCUUAAGUUAUCUGAAUAUUAGUGAAUAUACUUACAAAUGUCCAUUGUAGAAAUUGUACGCACUUAACUUUAGGAUAACUACCCAGUUUCUACUGUUACUGUGAGUAUGUAUUCUAAAAUUUGGUCUAGCCGUAUUUUUAGCUGUUUUACUCUCAUAAAAUGGUAACAUACAGUAGUGGUAGUAUUUCAAUACUAGAUAUUAGUGGUAAAUGAUGUGAGCAAUUAAAUAAACUGUUAUUGUAUGUGAUGUAUUACGUUGCCUCUGAACUGAAACAUAUCUCUUAAUGUGACCAUUCCCAGACGAAAUGUUGUACAGGUAUAUAAUAGUUGUGUAUAUUCACACAUUCCUUGUUAACUUUAUCAUUUUAUAUAGAUAUUUAAAUAUAUAUGUAUAUAAU